AUGAAUGCCUAUAUGAUUUACGGUAUGAUGCAAGCUCCAACAAUUAGCCUAAUUGAUUGUGUUAAAGAACCCACUAGUAUUCAAUGGUCACGUUUAACACGAACAACCACGCAAUCAAAAUUUGAUAAAGCAACAGAACAAAAGCAUGAAGAUACACUACAAAGUUUACUGAUAAACAGAAACAAUAUCUCCACAAAUAAAUUCAAUGAUAGUAUUACGCGUGGUAUAAGAUGGAAAUCAGAAGCUGUCGCAUUUGACAUUCAACAAUCCAAAACAAAUAAUGGCAAAUUCAUGUUUACUGUUGAAAAACUUAUGAAACCAUCACAAAUCCGAUCAUUUUUUUCACGAUUAAAGUGUUUACGACAGACGACAAAAGAUACUAAACCAAGUGAACCUGAAAGUGAUAUUGACGAUGAGGAAGAAGCGUAUUAA
Molecule: messenger RNA, 432 nt
Organism: Didymodactylos carnosus
Lineage: Eukaryota; Metazoa; Rotifera; Eurotatoria; Philodinida; Philodinidae
Source: the annotation of a GenBank genome assembly